This is a messenger RNA of Tripterygium wilfordii, 1752 nucleotides long. RefSeq names its product pentatricopeptide repeat-containing protein At3g22470, mitochondrial-like. The transcript has 2 exons. The record is from RefSeq and is a predicted model, not a curated record. Gene Ontology annotation, molecular function: protein binding; mRNA binding. NCBI's taxonomy places the organism in Eukaryota, Viridiplantae, Streptophyta, Magnoliopsida, Celastrales, Celastraceae. The coding region runs from base 156 to 1361 and encodes 401 amino acids.
UAGAAUAUCCACAUUUUUUUUUUGUUAUUGCAGAAUUUGAACAUACGAAGAAAAACACAAGAACGGAGAGCGAGCGAGGCCAGACUCUAGAGUCGUUCUACUCGGUCGAUCUGCAGACUGCAGUGGAAUCAACGAAAGUAAGGAAAGAAGAGAGUAUGGUUAUAGAUUGUAGGGUUUUUUCUGUGGUGAAAAGGAUUUCAAGGCCUCUGUUACUGCCACAGCGUUACCUUUCAUCGGCGCACCGAGCUCACGAGUCAGUCUCAUACUCCACCACUGACUCAAUUGACACCUCUAGGCUCCAGAGUACCGAGAUUUUCUGGGAUGACAUUGCAACUUCACUUCACUCUUGGUCUCCUAACAAAGCCAAGCUGGUUUUAGAGCGGAAAUUAGAUAGAAUGCUGAGAGAGAAUCAGAGGGAUCAUGAUCAAUACUCCAAAUUGAUCUCUCUUUGUGGAAAGAUUCGAAUGCCCUCGCUUGGAAUGCAUGUGCUUAGUUCCAUGGAGGCUCAUGGGAUAAAUCCUACUUCUUCUGUUUUCAAUUCCCUCAUAGAAGCUUGCUUUUCUUCAGGUGAUAUGAUCACAGCCUUUAGCUUGUUUGAGAUUAUGGUGAACUCAGAGAUUUAUAAACCUGAUUCUGAAACAUACGAUACUUUCAUAUCGAACUUGGUGAAUGUCGAGGCAAUGCAAGCAUGGGUCAUGGCCAAAAAGGCUGCUGGCUUCUCUGAGAAUCUUCGGACCUACGAAUAUCUCAUCUCUGGUUGUGUUAAAGCCAAAGACUUUGACAGUGCAGAUAGAUAUUAUGAAGAAAUGAUAUCAUCGGGAAUCAUGCCUGACAUACUUCUACUGGAGAAAGUGUUAGAGGGAAUUUGCAAGAGGAAAAGUUUAAGCCGGGUCAAGGAGUUCUUGAGGAUUUUGUUAGAUGACGGAUGGGAAAUUACUGGAAAUAUGGCUGACAACCUUGUUGGGUUGUGUUCUCAACUUGGGAAAGUAGAAGAAAUGGAGGAAAUACUCGGGAUGUUGGAGGAGUCCAAUCAAGUUGGUGAAGGUUUGUUGAGGGUGCACACUGGGAUCAUAAGAAUGUAUGCCAUGUUGGAUAGAUUGGAUGAUGUCGAAUAUGCUGUUGGAAGGAUGUUGGCACUAGGGAUGUCGUUUAAGUGCCCUGAUGAUGUUGAGAAGAUAAUCUGUUCAUACUUCAGGAAGGAAGCUUAUGAUAGGCUAGACUUGUUUUUGGAGCAUAUUAAGGGCUCUUACAUGUUUGAGAGAUCUACUUAUGAUUUGUUGGUUGCUGGUUAUCGUAGGGUUGGGUUAAUGGAGAAGGUGGAUUUGGUGAUAAAGGAUAUGCAAUUUGCUGGAUUUCUGUAGCACAAUGAGUAGAGAUGCCUGCAGCCUGACUAUGUUCUCCCCUGUAGGAUUGUUCCCUAAGAAGCUGAUGUUUGCUGGAGGGAAAUCCUGGGUUCUACUAAGCCUUGAAGUUUGGGAUUGAGUUGCACUGGUGGCUAAUCAUGCGGUACAUUCAUACCCUAAACAUGUGAACAUCAAGCAGGGACGGCCAACCUUUUUCCUAAAGAUUGGGCUCCUUCUGAAAGCUUAUCUAGGCUGCAUCCGCGGUACAUUCCUUGGUGUCAAAAUUACAUUAAUUGAAGAUUGGAGAGAAUGAUAGCAACUGAUGCUUUUAUGUAAGUUCAUUCUAACUCUAAAAACUUCUCAACGAAACUUGGGCUUGGGUAUUGUUGUGGUUAUAAUACCGCAGCUA